Molecule: messenger RNA, 2662 nt
Organism: Mycena citricolor
Lineage: Eukaryota; Fungi; Basidiomycota; Agaricomycetes; Agaricales; Mycenaceae
Source: the annotation of a GenBank genome assembly
UUCCGCACCCCAGCUGAAGAUGCGGACAUAAUGAUGCGGACUUUUUGGGCUAAGUCGCAUCUCAUGGCGGCGACAAGCUUCGAGGCAAGCUUCACGGAAGUAGGCGGGACCCCGGGAUAUAUGGCUCCAGAAUAUUCUUGAAGACCGGACAUGGGAAACCGGUGACGUUUGGGCGAUGGGCGUCGUGACUUACUUCCUGCUGGCCGGCUAUACGCCAUUCGACCAGGACUCGCCUCAAGCCGAGAUGGAGGCGAUCAUCCAUGGCAAUUACAAAUUCGAGCCGGAAGAAUACUGGUCGAACGUGUCUGACACGGCUCGGGACUUCGUGCGGGCGUGCCUUACGAUCGAUCCCGACGCGCGGCCCCUGCUGCCGAGGCUCUUGAGCACCCUUGGUUGAAGGGAGACACUUUGUGUCGACAGCUUCAGGCGGGCGACGGACUUGCUUCCCUACGUGAAGAAAGCAUUCGACGCGAAGCGUGCUUGGAGGAAGGCGGCAUUCAGCAUCCGAGCGGUUUAAACGCAUGACGGCGCUUGCGGGUGCCACCCAUCUGGACAAGAGGCCCAAGAGCUGUCUGACAAUGUCCGGCAGUACAAGGAGGAGUCAGAGAAAGAGAUCAUGGAGAAUGCGUCCAUCAUGCAUCACCACAACGACGACGUCGUGGAGAAGCUUGCAGAGACGAAAUUGGCUUGAAGAUUCACUGUACCAUAACUAGUUCCAUCUACUUCAAUCCGAGGCUGGGAGUCUGUCCAGUCGGAUGAUGGCGCGCUACUGGCAGCAGGCGCUUAUUAGCAACAGGGACAGCUAUGAUGCAGUUCUCGAGACAUUCUCGUAAAGGCCGCGUCUAGUGCUCUCAUUCUUGCUCUUGCUGGGUUGUGAUCCUUCUGGACAACGCCGAGACCUUCCAUAUACAUGUCUCCUUCUUAGAGCCCCCACGAUCUCCGGCUUUGCGUUCGGUGUUCCCUACUUGUAAAAUUGUCGAACGCCUCGAUCGCUGUCCUCCGCGUCCUUCAAUAUCUAUUACGGCUCACAGUCGUCCUCUACAGGAGCGCUGAUCAAUAAAAUCAAAAAAAGUCAUUUGCACCCGACGCCUCGCGUCGAGCUCAGGGGGCGGGGCGGGGCCGAAAGGGGCGUCCAGCCGUCUCAGCCGAUUUCCAAAAUCAACAGGGGCAAAUAGCUGACAUAAGAGGAGAAAGAACCCUCCUCCAUCACGCCUUCGUCUUUUCCCUCCCCCUCCUCCUCCUCCGCCGUCACUAGCCCGCCCUCAGCCGUCUACUGCUUCACCUGCCGCUCGUUUCAGGCAUCUACCACCACUUACCUAUCCCUAUUCUCUGCUCCCGUAUCAGAUCUGCAAUGGGCUGCGUUCAAAGUGCUGGCGUUGAUGAGGAGGCGAAGGCUCGCAACGAUGAAAUUGAGAACCAACUCAAGCGGGACCGGAUGCUCGCCAAGAACGAAAUCAAGAUGCUUCUCCUCGGUGCUGGAGAGUCCGGCAAAUCGACGGUGCUGAAACAGAUGAAGCUUAUCUAUUAUGAUGGCUACAACGCGCAAGAGCGUGAUGCGUACAAGGAGAUCAUUUUCUCCAACACGAUUCAGAGCAUGCGCGCCAUCCUCGAGGCCAUGCCCCAGCUGGACAUUUCGCUUGCCCCCCAGAACGAUGCUCGCCGUGCCACCAUUCUUGCCCUGCCGCCUCAAAUUGAGGCUGACUCCCUUCCGCGAGAUCUGGCGGAUGCGAUUCGGGGGUUAUGGCGCGGUACACCCAGGCGUGAAGGAGGCGGUUCGACGAUCCCGGAGUUCCAGCUGAACGACAGCGCUGUGUAUUACUUCAACGCUAUCGACCGGAUGUCGACGCCGGACUACCUGCCCACUGACCAGGACAUCCUCCGUUCCCGUGUCAAGACGACGGGUAUCACUGAGACUACCUUCAAGGUCGGCGAGUUGACGUACAGGUUGUUCGACGUUGGUGGACAGCGUUCCGAGCGGAAGAAGUGGAUACAUUGCUUCGAGAACGUGACGGCGCUGGUGUUCUUGGUAUCCCUGAGCGAGUACGACCAGAUGCUCUAUGAGGAUGAGAGUGUCAACCGUAUGCAAGAAGCGUUAACGCUGUUUGACUCCAUCUGCAACUCAAGAUGGUUUGUGAAGACUAGCAUCAUCUUGUUCCUGAACAAGAUCGAUCUCUUCGCCGAAAAGCUGCCGCGCAGUCCUCUGGUGAGCCGUUGUGCCAGGCGACUACUUCCCCGACUACCAGGUGGCGACAACUACGAUGCCGCAUGUGAAUACCUCCUGCACCGAUUCGUGUCGCUCAACCAGAGCGCCGCAACGAAGCAGAUCUAUGCCCAUUAUACCUGUGCGACAGAUACACAGCAGAUCAAGUUUGUGUUGAGUGCGAUCCAGGACAUUCUGCUGCAGCUCCACCUGCGGGAGUGCGGACUGCUAUAGAAUGGUUCUGUUUCUGUUACUUACCCCUACAUACGUAUAAUUGCUCGACACUUUCUACGACCUCCGGAUCUCUUCCUUGUUCUUUUGCAUUACUACUUGUUGCCAUGCGCCUUUCAUACAUAUUGGAUCCCUUGGGUGGAUGGCCUGUCUCUUUCGUGUGUUUAUAUUAUGAUUACAUUACGUUGUCUCUCCUCUUUCUGUUGAGAAUACAUUCCUUUGACGCAUCUC